Molecule: messenger RNA, 849 nt
Organism: Didymosphaeria variabile
Lineage: Eukaryota; Fungi; Ascomycota; Dothideomycetes; Pleosporales; Didymosphaeriaceae
Exons: 3
Coding region: 1-849 (282 amino acids)
Source: RefSeq, a predicted model, not a curated record
AUGGCGCAAAACACAAAAGACAACAUCCCUCCCGCUCCAGCCUAUUUCCCCACCUCCGCCACCUCAUCUCUGCACCCCCCAAAAGAGCUAUAUGCAAGAUUGAAAGCCUUAUCAGAAACCAAAGGCGACUUGAUCAAAAUACAGGAAUUCCUCAUCCCCCCACGCAGCGGCCACGCCUGGCGUGUCCCCGCCGGCACCCUCUUCCGGCUUUCCACGCCAUUUGGCAGCCAAGUGGGAGACCUGAACGUCUUCAACGCUUCAGACCCACGCGAGCGAUUUUGGGCCGCGCGAACGAGGCAGUUGCAGGGUAGUCACGUGCAAGAGGGGGACAGGUUAUGGUCCAACCUCCCAUUCAUGCGGCCGCUGUGCGGGGUGGUGGAAGAUGGGUGUGAAGUCAGUAGUGUAGGGAGGGAGGAGAGGAGGGAUGAGAGGGGAGGCGUGACGAACUCCAACCUCGUCCGCGCGCUCCUACCAUACGGUCUUACUGAGUUCGACGUCCAUGAUGUUCUCAAUGUCUUCCAAGUCACAGGUCUUGAUUCCCAAGGACGAUAUUUCAUGGAGGCCUCGCCCGCCACGCCAGACUCUACCCUCACAUUUUUCGCUGAGCAGUCCCUGCUUUGCGCGCUGUCGACUUGCCCAGGUGGGGACCUCAGCGCCUGGGGCUGGCAUCAGGCAGAAGGGGAUUCGGGGGAUCAACCCGACAUGAAGUCCACGUGCCGGCCGAUCAAGGUUGAGGUGUUUCAGCUGAGCGAAGGUGUGAAAGAGGAGGUGCUAAAGGGCUGGAGGGAGCCGGAAGUGAGUAGCUAUGCGGGGUUGCAUGGGAUGACGGUGCCAGGAGGGGAGGCGUAG